This is a messenger RNA of Penicillium diatomitis, 1098 nucleotides long. RefSeq names its product D-mandelate dehydrogenase-like dehydrogenase. NCBI's taxonomy places the organism in Eukaryota, Fungi, Ascomycota, Eurotiomycetes, Eurotiales, Aspergillaceae. The transcript is spliced from 7 exons. The coding region runs from base 1 to 1098 and encodes 365 amino acids. Gene Ontology annotation, molecular function: hydroxypyruvate reductase [NAD(P)H] activity; glyoxylate reductase (NADPH) activity; NAD binding. The record is from RefSeq and is a predicted model, not a curated record. Gene Ontology annotation, cellular component: cytosol.
AUGUCUGCCUCUCGUGCCUCCGCUCGUCUUUCCUUGUUGGAAUCCGCUAUCUCUCCUAGGUCUCCCUCCGACCAAACACUAUCCUCUAUCGUCAAAUCUUCCAAUAUGAUUGCUUCACAAUCUGCGCUCCUCAUCGGAGGCAUUACUCACGCGCGCCCGGAGUGGGAGGCUCUCUCCUCUAUUCUCACCUUAAAAGAAUUUCCCAGCGGCACUCGUCAAGAAUUUAUCGAGAAUUGCAAAGCGGGUCAUUAUGACGAUGUCGUGGCCAUCUACCGUUCAAACACAUCUAACAAGUUUACUGGCAACUUUGACGCAGAGCUGCUUUCAAUCCUACCCAAGUCAAUUCGCUAUAUUUGCCACAAUGGCGCCGGAUAUGAUAACAUCGACGUUCCCGCGUGCACGCGGAGAAACAUUGCCGUCUCAAGUACACCCGUGGCUGUGAAUAAUGCAACAGCAGAUCUGGGGAUUUUCUUGAUGAUCGGGGCUUUGCGCCAGGCAUAUGUGCCCAUUACUGCUAUCCGCGAAGGCAAAUGGCAUGGACAAACCACCACCGGCCAUGAUCCCCAGGGCAAAAUCCUCGGAAUCCUUGGCAUGGGAGGUAUUGGACGAGAAAUGGCCAGCCGAGCCAAGGCCUUUGGCAUGAAAAUUCAAUAUCACAACCGCUCACGACUUCCUGCCGACCUGGAAGCCGGCGCUACCUAUGUAUCCUUGGACGAGCUUCUCGCCAAUUCGGAUGUCCUGAGUCUCAACCUGGCCUUGAAUGCGUCAACACGUCACAUCAUUGGAGCACCUGAGUUUGGUAAAAUGAAGGAUGGUGUUGUGGUUGUUAAUACCGCCCGCGGCGCCCUGAUUGAUGAGGAUGCGCUUGUUACUGCCCUGGAUUCUGGCAAGGUACGCUCUGCCGGGUUGGAUGUAUACGAAGAAGAGCCCAAAGUUCAUCCAGGUCUGUUGAGCAACCCCCGGGUCAUGCUGCUCCCGCACAUUGGUACAAAUACCUUUGAGACGCAAAAGGAGAUGGAGAUUCUGGUUCUGAAUAAUCUCAAGUCUGCGGUGGAGAAGGGAGAGUUGAUUACACAGGUUCCGGAACAGAAGAAGUGA